Molecule: messenger RNA, 447 nt
Organism: Naegleria lovaniensis
Lineage: Eukaryota; Heterolobosea; Eutetramitea; Acrasida; Naegleriidae
Exons: 1
Coding region: 1-447 (148 amino acids)
Molecular function (GO): oxidoreductase activity, acting on the CH-OH group of donors, NAD or NADP as acceptor
Source: RefSeq, a predicted model, not a curated record
AUGUUAGAACACUAUACACCUCAUCCCAUUCGAGUUUGUGUCACUGGAGGUACAGGUUUUGUUGCUCUCCAUUUAAUUUAUCAACUCCUUCUCAAAGGUUAUCAUGUAAACACCACCAUGAGAAAUGUCUCUACAGGAAAACCACAAAUCAUACAGGCCUUACUUAAUUACCACUCUUCAGAUCCAGAGAACUCAAUUGCAACACUUUCUCAUGAUUUAUUGGAAGAACGUUUGACAUGUUUUAACGCAGAUUUGAAUCAAGAAGGAAGUUUUGAAAAAGCCAUUCAACAUUGUCAAUUUGUCCACCAUACGGCUUCUCCAGUAGCAUUGGAUGUCAAGGAUCCUCAAAAAGAGUUGGUAGAUACGGCUGUUCAAGGUACCUUGAACGUAUUGCGAGAGUGUGAAAUUGAGAAAAUGGCAACAACAGCAACAAAUUGCAUCUCAUGA